AUGGGAUUUUUGACGUGCUCUUUUAAUUUCGGUCUCUACACAAAACUCUUUAAGCUUUUCGCAGGAUCAAUCCUCCUCAUCACUAUAUGUCUUGUCGGACUGCUGCUUAUUUUACUGUUCCCUUAUUUGGCUGGAGAUAACGUAGGAUCAAUAAUGUCAAAAAAUUUAAAAGACAACUACGGAGACUCAGCUCUGAUUACAGCAACAUGGGACUACCUUCAAAGCUAUCUUCUCUGCUGUGCAGUUGAUAAUAACGGUUGGGACGCUUGGCGAUAUUCCAAAUGGUUCCAGGACCAAAAUUCAUUACUUUUGGAUGAUAUUGACACUAUUCCUGGUUGAAAGUUGGAUUACAUAACGCGCCAACUGACCGACGAAUACGAAAACCUCCAUCGGUGCCAAACUUGGCAGUAUGGACCCCCAAAGUUCAGGAGCGGACCACACAAUGAUGCAUUAUACUAUAGGGGAUGUCUGCCAACGAUUAAAGCCUACAUAAAGAGAUUCAACUUCUGGAUACUCCUGUUUGGAUUUUGUACGCUUUUCUUUUUGAUAACAUCCACAGCAACUGGAUUCAUCACGCUCCAACACAUACGAUGA
Molecule: messenger RNA, 594 nt
Organism: Hydatigera taeniaeformis
Lineage: Eukaryota; Metazoa; Platyhelminthes; Cestoda; Cyclophyllidea; Taeniidae
Source: the annotation of a GenBank genome assembly